This is a messenger RNA of Oxyura jamaicensis (ruddy duck), 522 nucleotides long. RefSeq names its product olfactory receptor 14I1-like. Lineage: Eukaryota; Metazoa; Chordata; Aves; Anseriformes; Anatidae. Gene Ontology annotation, biological process: G protein-coupled receptor signaling pathway. The annotation marks the transcript as partial. Gene Ontology annotation, molecular function: G protein-coupled receptor activity. The transcript has 2 exons. Gene Ontology annotation, cellular component: membrane. The record is from RefSeq and is a predicted model, not a curated record.
AUGUGUAACAGCAGCUCCAUCACCGAGUUCCUCCUGCUGGCAUUCGCAGACACGCGGGAGCUGCAGCUUCUGUACUUUGCGCUCUUCCUGGGGAUCUACCUGGCUGCCCUCCUGGGCAACGGCCUCAUCCUCACUGCCGUAGCCUGCGACCACCACCUCCACACCCCCAUGUACUUCUUCCUCCUCAACCUCGCCCUCCUUGACCUGGGCUGCAUCUCCACCACUCUCCCCAAAGCCAUGGCCAAUGCCCUCUGGAACACGAGGGCCAUCUCCUAUCAAGGGUGUGCUGCACAAGUCUUCUUUUUAGUCUUCUUGUUCAGUUCAGAGUAUUUCCUUCUCACUGUCAUGGCCUACGACCGCUACGUUGCCAUCUGCCAGCCCCUGCACUACGGGAGCCCCCCCUCGAUUUCCUCCCUUUCCCUGGAUCUUGUUCUGGCAUUCCUGUACUUUGUGGUACCUCCAGUAGCGAACCCCUUCAUCUACAGCAUGAGGAACCAGGAGAUCAAGGUUGCCAUGUGGAAA